This is a messenger RNA of Sitodiplosis mosellana (orange wheat blossom midge), 3386 nucleotides long. RefSeq names its product transmembrane protease serine 9-like. Gene Ontology annotation, molecular function: serine-type endopeptidase activity. Bases 899 to 3079 code for a protein of 726 amino acids. The record is from RefSeq and is a predicted model, not a curated record. Gene Ontology annotation, biological process: proteolysis. NCBI's taxonomy places the organism in Eukaryota, Metazoa, Arthropoda, Insecta, Diptera, Cecidomyiidae. The transcript is spliced from 15 exons.
CAGUUUAGUCGUGCAUAUUACCUCGUUCGAUAAAAUUCGUUGCUCUUUUUUUUUCUCUCCCACUUGCACACACAGAAUUACAGCACCACGAGAUUUCAGAAUUCAGUUCGCCAUUCGCAUCGCAUUUCGUGUUCAAAAUUAGAAAAGGCCGUUUAUUUAUUUUUCGCUUUGAAGCUUCCUUUAUUUUGGAUUUGACAAUCAGUAAAUAAUAAAGUGACAGAUUUGAAGUAAACAUUGAAAUUAGAUCAAACCAAAGACAAGUGAUACAAUAGAAUCCAUUGAAUUAGCAUUUCCAUAAGAACGAGAUCAAACCGUUGCUGAACGUUGCAUAGUUUGCCAAUCAACAAUAGUUCAAACACUCUCACUCGGUACAUUUGGCCACAAUGUGGAAGUGUUUCUGAAUUGCCAUUCUAUUUUGGCACAAAAGCCAACACGAAGUAGAAGAAAAGUAGGUGCCCUGGUGAAAAAAUCAUUUAUUGCACUCCAUUCAAAUCAAUCGAAAAGAGAUUCUUGUUUACUUUUUACUUUCUUUCGAUUGUUUGUUCAUCUAAAUGAUUCGUGGGCACCAAUUGAUCUCAUCAAAAAGGUAAAAUUGUGUAAAUGAAUCCAACACGAGCAGCAGCUGUUGUGCGGAAAAUCCAAAAAUUGUGAUAAAAUACACACGGGAAAUCAUAUGGUUGCAUGCAUCACCCAUUGAUUAUAUCAAUGAAGAGUGAAUUUAUUUUUCCCAUCAUAAUUAUAUGCGUGAUUGAAUUGCUGUGGCUAAACAAAUGAACGAACCUCUAAAAAACUAGACUCUAUCAUGAGCAGAAGAAUUUAAGUGCGUACGAAGAAUCAAGUACAUGACAAACAUAAAGCAAAUUUAUUUAGUAAAUGCAUUGAAAAUAAGGUCUACAAAAUGAAAAUGAAAGUGAGAAAGAGUCAACGACUAACACGAGCACGAUUAAACAAAUCGAUAUGUUCACAAUUAUGUUUUUGUAUAGCAUACAUUCUGCUAGUGAUAUGCUUAUUAGAAUCAUUUCACGUUGAUGCGUACAUCAACGGUGCAACAACGAAUACGACAAAUAGCUUUCAACAUUUCAAUAUUAAUCGUCACACGAAUGCGAGUCGAAAAAGUGGGUCUACAAACCGAAUCGGUCGCUUUUUGUUCGAUUCAUUCUUUGGCAUCGACACACCACCAUUGGACGCUACCGAUUUCGAUGACGACGAUGACGAAGACGAUGAGCCACCGAAACCAUGCAAAUGCGAUAGAAAGGCAUGUGGCCAGUCAAAUCAAGAGACACGUAUCGUGGGUGGAAAACCGACCGGAGUGAAUCAAUAUCCAUGGAUUGCUCGUUUGGUUUACGAUGGAAACUUUCAUUGUGGAGCAUCGCUAAUAUCCAAAGAAUACGUUUUAACAGCCGCGCAUUGUGUACGACGACUGAAACGAUCAAAAAUUCGCAUCAUUUUGGGCGACCACGAUCAAACCGUGAUCAGUGAUGCCGAUGCCAAAAUGCGAGCGGUCAGUGCGGUGAUAAAACAUCGAUAUUUUGAUUCGAACACGUACAAUCACGACAUUGCACUGUUGAAACUACGUAAACCAAUUACAUAUUCCAAAAACAUUAUGCCCGUGUGUUUGCCCACCGAUGAUUUUGAUCCAGCUGGUAAAACAGGCAUUGCCGUUGGAUGGGGUCGAACAUCUGAAGGUGGAGCACUGCCAAGUGUCGUGCAACACGUUGAAGUGCCAAUUUUAUCGUUGAAUCAAUGCCGAAACAUGAAGUAUCGAUCAUCUCGCAUCACACCAAAUAUGGUUUGUGCUGGAAAAGGGAAACAAGAUUCAUGUCAGGGUGACUCAGGUGGUCCGUUGGUUGUGUACAAUAACGGAAAGUAUGAAGUUAUAGGCAUCGUGAGUUGGGGUGUGGGAUGUGGUAGAGCAGGUUAUCCAGGCGUAUACACGCGUGUUCCACGGUACAUGCCAUGGCUGAGGGCGAAUAUCGAUGGAUGCGUUUGCGGUAAUACACUAGCUAAUGUUCUCGCGAAAACCACACAAAAUAUCUUAAAUUUUCAUACGAAUCGCCACGAAAUUCCAAACGAAAUCACAAUGAGGGUUAAUUAUCCGGAAUUGUUGUUUACAUUGGCUUAUGUGUUUGUAUUUGUCGCACAAAUUGACGCAUAUUCAUCGCCUAACGGCAAAGGAGUGUACAAAACAUAUAAUGCAAAGAAAUCAUUGGUUUCUGCACUCCAAACGAAAAAAGAUUCUGAGAAAUUCCUAUUCAAUAACAUGAUGAAUGAUCAUAGCCGUGCACCAUCGCACGAUACACCAGCAUCACCGUGCAAAUGCACUUGUGGUGAAAGAAAUGAUGCAACAAGAAUUGUUGGUGGCGAUGCGGCUGGUGUUAACGAGUUUCCAUGGAUGGCCCGACUAUCGUAUUUCAAUCGAUUCUACUGUGGUGCUGCAUUAAUCAACGAUCGAUAUGUUUUGACUGCUGCGCAUUGCGUUAAAGGUUUCAUGUGGUUUAUGAUCAAGGUAACCUUUGGCGAACAUGAUCGUUGCGAUGACAAAACUCGGCCUGAGACACGUUUUGUUCUUCGUGCCAUUUCGCAGCCAUUCAGCUUUUCGAACUUUGAUAACGAUGUGGCUCUAUUGAGACUCAACGAUCGGGUGCCAAUAACUGAUUUCAUUCGGCCAAUUUGUUUACCCACCAGAAAGACAAACACGUAUAUUGGCACAAAGGCCGUUGCAACUGGUUGGGGCACUUUGAAAGAAGAUGGAAAACCGUCGUGCAUUCUUCAAGAAGUCGAAGUUCCAAUUAUGGCAAACAACGUUUGCGUUGAAAAUACCAACUAUACACAAAAAAUGAUCACAGAUAACAUGUUAUGCGCUGGCUAUCCAGGUGUCGGAAAGAAAGACUCAUGCCAAGGAGACUCAGGCGGCCCGCUUAUCGCUCAACGGGAAGAUAAGCUGUACGAACUUGUCGGUGUAGUUUCAUGGGGCAAUGGCUGCGCUCGACCCAAUUAUCCCGGCGUUUAUACAAGAGUAACUCGAUACUUGGAUUGGAUAAGAGAGAAUUCCAAGGAUGGAUGUUACUGCAGCAAUUAGGCAUUUCGACAAAUGCAAGAAGAUAACGAGGCGCGAUAACAAAAAAAUAAAUAGAUGAAAAUAAAAGUAGUAUUUGUUUAGUACGUUAAAUAUUCAAAGGAAACUCUCUCUAUGAAUGAAUUCAACGAUUUUAGUAUAAGACUCUCUUAUUGAUUGGUGCUUUGAAUUCUUCUCGACACAGAGUUUGUUACUGUACUGACCGGAUCGAAUCAAGAUAACUCUAUAUUCACACACUCUUGCUCUAAUUGUAAUAUGAAAAACUAUAAAUAAAAUAAAUAACGUAGACUAUAAUCGAAACAAAAUAAAA